This is a messenger RNA of Asterias rubens (European starfish), 8589 nucleotides long. RefSeq lists its product as uncharacterized. The coding region runs from base 1 to 3894 and encodes 1297 amino acids. Gene Ontology annotation, molecular function: metalloendopeptidase activity; zinc ion binding. The record is from RefSeq and is a predicted model, not a curated record. Gene Ontology annotation, biological process: proteolysis; collagen catabolic process; extracellular matrix organization. Gene Ontology annotation, cellular component: extracellular matrix. NCBI's taxonomy places the organism in Eukaryota, Metazoa, Echinodermata, Asteroidea, Forcipulatida, Asteriidae. The transcript is spliced from 10 exons.
AUGCCGACCACAACGUCGGCAUCCGAGUCGCCGGCAAUCGAGGAGUUUUCCCCCAUCAGUGAGCAGCUUGAAGCUGGUGAGGCAACCGAACUCCUGGAAACCUCGCAACCUGAUACAUACCAGAUUUCCGAAUACGACGCUAAGAAAUUUCUCCAGAGUUAUGGAUACAUGCCGACCUACAUCCAAUCAAAAGGAAAGUGGGAGUUUGUCGACAGGUCCAAGAUGCCGCUGCGGGAGGCGACAACCAGAAGGCCACGGUCACGGCGGAGGUCGACGCCAAUUCAGAUUCGUUUAAAACUUGAGGAACGAACAAAGUUCUCGGAAGCCAUCCAGAAGUUUUCAGAAACGGUACCGGCUUCGGAUAACAGGCUCCGUGGACGACGAGACGCUUCGGUUCAUGCAGCAACCGCGGUGUGUGUUCCGGAUAACACCGAGAGCUUCAACACCAAGAAGGGUCUUCAGAAGGGUUCAUCAACGACUAAGAUCAAAGGCAAACUGGGGCUAUCAGUCGGUAAAAGCACCCUCAAAGCCACCAUCAACAAUGACAGCGGUAGGCUCAGUGGUAGCAAGUCAACUUUAGUGACAAAUGGCGGUAGGACGACUGUGUCAUCACCUAGUCUCAAGCUAGGAGCCUCACGGACUCAGGACAGUGUGUUAUCUCGUAGCCCUUCAAAACCCUCCGAGCCGAUCUCGGUGUCUAGCCUUCUAACGAGAACGACCAAGCCGAGAGCAACCAGCCCUCCACGGGCGAGCACUUCACGUGGAACCCCUCAAUCUAUCACAGAGGUGACUGAAAUCAUCACUGAUUUCGUCACGGAGGAAGAUGAACUAAUGACCACAACACGACCCAAGACAUCCUCACUGACAACAGUUGGUACGCCACCCGUAACCAAGUUCGAUAUGUUACGGAGUAAGAGAAGCCUCGAGGAGGUCUUGAGCAGCAUCCAGCAGAACCGAGCAAGAGUCCGCAACAAACGGCAGUACGUCUACGAUAAUGGCAGCAACGCGAGCAACAUUGGCUUCUCUGAUGUCAUUAGCUGGCGUAUCAUUGACGCCUACUACUCACAGCAUUUCAGCUCUGCGGACUUGAGGAGUCAGAUCGAGCAAGCCUUCCGUAGAUGGUCAGAGAUACUACCGCUCAAGUUUGAAGAAAAACCGAGUGGAGAUUUACUACUGGUUGACAUCAUAUAUCUUUCAUCGAUAGCAGUAACCAACAGCGGGCAUUUUAACGUUGACUUCACAAGUGUGGAGCUCGCCCGAUCUACCAGUAACUGGGCCAUCCUAUUCAAUGAUGACAUUCAAUGGACCUACAACUCGCACCAGGGCAAAAAUCUCAUCCAAGUCGCCGUUCAUGAAGUUGGUCACGUGCUCGGCCUGACCCACGUGAACCAAUCAGACUCCAUCAUGUAUCCGGUCUACGUGAACUUUGACCCCAAUGAUAGUAACUUCCGGGUGGUUAUUGACAACCAGAGCCGGCAUACUGCUACUUCCAUUCACGUGACGUCAAGACAACAAGCAGCUGAUGGGUCAAAGUGGUGCCGUAGUACUUACAACACGCGGGGCAUUGUUAUUUACAUGCUAUCUAGCGGCAAUACUGACCGUGUCUACCUCACUACCAACGGGGAUGCCGACCACAACGUCGGCAUCCGAGUCGCCGGCAAUCGAGGAGUUUUCCCCAUCAGUGAGCAGCUUGAAGCUGGUGAGGCAACCGAACUCCUGGAAACCUCGCAACCUGAUACAUACCAGAUUUCCGAAUACGACGCUAAGAAAUUUCUCCAGAGUUAUGGAUACAUGCCGACCUACAUCCAAUCAAAAGGAAAGUGGGAGUUUGUCGACAGGUCCAAGAUGCCGGUAGACGAAGUCACCGUGAAAACCACCUCACCCUCACCCGUCAAUCUCCGCGUAGCUGCGGGAGGCGACAACCAGAAGGCCACGGUCACGGCGGAGGUCGACGCCAAUUCAGAUUCGUUAAAACUUGAGGAACGAACAAAGUUCUCGGAAGCCAUCCAGAAGUUUCAGAAACGGUACCGGCUUCGGAUAACAGGCUCCGUGGACGACGAGACGCUUCGGUUCAUGCAGCAACCGCGGUGUGGUGUUCCGGAUAACACCGAGAGCUUCAACACCAAGAAGGGUCUUCAGAAGGGUUCAUCAACGACUAAGAUCAAAGGCAAACUGGGGCUAUCAGUCGGUAAAAGCACCCUCAAAGCCACCAUCAACAAUGACAGCGGUAGGCUCAGUGGUAGCAAGUCAACUUUAGUGACAAAUGGCGGUAGGACGACUGUGUCAUCACCUAGUCUCAAGCUAGGAGCCUCACGGACUCAGGACAGUGUGUUAUCUCGUAGCCCUUCAAAACCCUCCGAGCCGAUCUCGGUGUCUAGCCUUCUAACGAGAACGACCAAGCCGAGAGCAACCAGCCCUCCACGGGCGAGCACUUCACGUGGAACCCCUCAAUCUAUCACAGAGGUGACUGAAAUCAUCACUGAUUUCGUCACGGAGGAAGAUGAACUAAUGACCACAACACGACCCAAGACAUCCUCACUGACAACAGUUGGUACGCCACCCGUAACCAAGUUCGAUAUGUUACGGAGUAAGAGAAGCCUCGAGGAGGUCUUGAGCAGCAUCCAGCAGAACCGAGCAAGAGUCCGCAACAAACGGCAGUACGUCUACGAUAAUGGCAGCAACGCGAGCAACAUUGGCUUCUCUGAUGUCAUUAGCUGGCGUAUCAUUGACGCCUACUACUCACAGCAUUUCAGCUCUGCGGACUUGAGGAGUCAGAUCGAGCAAGCCUUCCGUAGAUGGUCAGAGAUACUACCGCUCAAGUUUGAAGAAAAACCGAGUGGAGAUUUACUACUGGUUGACAUCCAUAUAUCUUUCAUCGAUAGCACCAACAGCGGGCAUUUUAAUGUUGACUUCACAAGUGUGGAGCUCGCCCGAUCUACCAGUAACUGGGCCAUCCUAUUCAAUGAUGACAUUCAAUGGACCUACAACUCGCACCAGGGCAAAAAUCUCAUCCAAGUCGCCGUUCAUGAAGUUGGUCACGUGCUCGGCCUGACCCACGUGAACCAAUCAGACUCCAUCAUGUAUCCGGUCUACGUGAACUUUGACCCCAAUGAUAGUAACUUCCGGGUGGUUAUUGACAACCAGAGCCGGCAUACUGCUACUUCCAUUCACGGUGUGUGUUCAGGCUCCUUCGAUACCGUCUUUGAUUGGGUGCGGACAGUAGGCACCAAGAAGAAGUACAGCUCAGUGUUCUUCCGUGGCGAUACCAUGUGGGUGUACGAGAACACCAAUGGGAGAGUGAAGUAUGGGGACCCACGUGCUAUCAGUGAUAUGUGGACUGGUGUACCUAAUGAUCUGGAUGCAGCUCUGCAGAUUCUACCUAGAUCUAGCACACAGGACGACUUGUACUUCUUUAAGGGUAACCGCUACUACCAGUUUGACAACAUCAACAGGCACGUAAUGCAGCUAGACCCAGUCACCAAUCAGGACAUCAGCAACGGGAGACUCAUCUCGGAAGGCUGGCCGGCAAAAUCAUCCAGCUUCCCUCGAAUACCGGACAAUAUCGACACUGCGUACUUUGAUAAGAGAGAUGGAAAUGUGUACUUCUUCAAAGGAACACUGGUGUAUGCCUACGAUAUGCAAGCUGGCGGCUGUUGCCUGAACAACUACCCAAUGCCAAUCAGCAGUGCUUUUAUCUUCCGCUACGAGCCAGGAGGACUACCCAGCUACCUGAACGCGGCUUAUUACUCCAUCUACAGUAAGAAGGUGUUCUUCUUCAAAGGAGAUACCUUCUGGGAGAACGAGACGUACAGCCCCGCCUCUAGCCAGGUAGUGAAUAGGCUCGGCUAUGGGAGCGCAUGGAAUGACCACUGGAACAACAUAUGUGAAGUGUAGACAUGCGUCCGGAAUAUGGGCAACGUCCACCAAGCCCAGUGCUAAUUUUAUGAGAGCUUUUGUGUGUGUGACUGAUGGCUGAUAGUGGGGUAGCUUUAUGUCAUUGGCUGGUCAGAUACCAUCUUGGUGUACAGCUUGGUCCGGCCAAUUCUACUCCAGUGCGAUAGCAUUAUAGCAUAGGACUAUGAAGGAACAUGUACAUGUAUUCCAACAUGGCGUCUGUGAUGUCACGAGACUUCAGAUGUCUAACCAUCUUAAGGACGUGCUACACAAACGCAUCACGGCAUCAUCUUCUAUAUCUUUUUAACGGAUCAACUAUUUGGGAUCCACUGGAUGAAGACCCUGUGUGUUUGCCGUGAAACGUCGGAAUUGAAAAGUGCAAUCAGAAAACACUGCCCGUCCCUAUUGGAGCAGAGAACUGAACAAUAAAUUGAACACCAAGAAAACGGGUCAGAGUUCUGUGAACAACCGAAUACCUAAACAACCUGCAGUAUUAAUGGAACCCCAAUAUAUCUUUAGAAGCGAAGGUAUGAAGAACCGACUUAUAGCAUUUUUAUUCCACAAUGGAGGACGGUUGUCAACGAAUUCACCAAGAGUAUUCCGUCCAACAAAAAGCCUUUUAAGAACAAAAUCAAAUUGUAUAUUUCUAUGAAUUUUAUAAAAUUUAUGGUUAAACAAAAAUGUAAAUGGUUCUCCCGUAGUAUAAGUUUUAUUUAAGUUAAUAGGUGGGAAAAGGCGCUUAAAACCACUCUUAUAAAAUAAGAAACGCAAGAUACUUAUGUUAAAGGUCAAUUUCAAGUUAUAGUUGCAUUUUUAAAGCUUCGUUUUUGCUACUUUGUUUUCAUGCACCAUAUUUGUUUGCAUAAAUACCGUUUGGCUUGGUUGUGGCAACAAUUUCUCAUUGGCGAAAUAAGAUCAUUUUGGAAAAGUUUUUUAAGUAAGUAAAACUGACGGAUCGUUAAGUACUUUUUAUUUGAACAUUGCACAUGUUUUUAAUAAUUGUAAAGAAAAUAUUGUUUAUUUAAUGUAUACUGGGCCAGUAUAUCAUAUGCUUUUAUUUGUCUCGUUUAAACUGAGGCAUGUAUUGUUAUAUGCUAAUGUUGAGAUCGAAAGUAUCUGGUACAUUCUUACAUAAACCUCCCGAUCAGAUUUGACCCGGGUCCCGUCGGGCCUGACCUAUUACUGGAUCAUUAUGACUCGGAUUCUGUGUCGAAACAACCCAGAAAUGGGUUGAACUGAUGCAGAAUUUGAGUUAACAUUCCAUGAAGAAGAAAAAGCUGAGCCAGAAAUUGGAAUUCUGGUGACUUUUGAUUGGGAAAUUUUAGGAGUGCAACAAAAAAUGUGUUUGUCCCCAACAAAAUAUUGACACCAAACGUUUCGGAGUGUAAUAGGCCCUUUACAAAUCCACGGCUUCGGCCCAAGAUCCGGCUCAGAUUAGCCUGGCACUCGUAGUUGUUUUGGCAAUUCAGACCAGGGAACGCAGCCUGAAGCCGAAGACGUGGAUUCGUACAGAACCAUAGUUAAACAAAAAUUGAUCAUGUUAAAGUUUCCCGUCCUCCCAGCUCUCCCACGUGAAUAAUUAAUGACUUAUCGACGAGGCACACUGUGCCAUUAUUCACGAUAUAUAAAGACUAACACCCUAACACUAAAUAGUGUAUACUAUAAUGGUAAAGCUAGUAUUUAGUUCUAAUUGUAGGAGGUAAAAUUCUAACCAAUGGUUUAUUUUACGUAGAUCUAACCCAUGGGGAUUUUGAAACAAAGAUCAACGAUUGGCUAGUCAUAAUUAACCUUGUUUGACAAUACCCAACGUAACGGUACAGUUUUUCUUCAAGGACUAAACUAAAGUUUACACUCUACUGCCUACUUAAAAUCACCUUGGUCAAUAUUUCUACCAGUCGUUUCAUACUUUCAAACCUCAAUGCAAUACGCAGACAUUCUCCUGAUCGCCAUUUUGAAUGUCCUUGUUUUGAAGAGCUUUAUCUUAGUUGGAAUUCGGCAUUUCACUAUGUUGAAACAUUUGCAGAUGUAAGACUUGUUGCAGCGAGAACACUUUCUUAAAGAAACUGCUGGUAGUAGUGUCAAAUCACUCCAACUUCCUUUAAAUGCACGUUCACUCAGUAGCCAUUUUGGAAUUCAUGGCUUAAAAAGCCGGAUCGUAGGUGAAAGCCAUUUUUAAAAAGGGCCCUUUGUCUCUUUCGUUUCGCAUGAUGGGAGACUUUUGAACGCCAUUGUUUACUACGUCAGUCUGAGCAUGCCCACAUUUCAAAGAACAAUGGAUUUACCUGGUAUGUCUGCUGCCCUCUAGCGCCCCCAAAAGUCUCCCAUUUCAAACCACAUGUUGACUGUAACUUCACACGUAUUGUUUACUGCACCGCUUACUGUUGGCAUCCUCGUAUAUUAUUUUUGUAUAUUGUUUAAAUAAAAUAUCUUAAUAUGACUUCGCUGAAAAAUUUGCCAGGGUAGAUAUUAAUAAUAACGAAACCAAACAAAACACACACAUUGCCGAAGGUCUGAUUGCGGGAACUUUAUGGCGGUUGUAAAUAAGGAUGGUAAACUUGUUAACAAGUUUGUAAAAUCCACUACAUGCAAUAAGAAUGUGUAUUUAUUUGUUUCUCACAACAACCUGGUAGCAUAGCUGUGUACUGUUCAAACAUUGUAUAUACAUGUAGUUUAUCCAAUGCCGCGGACAUGUGGCGUGGUUUAAAUCUUGGCAAAUUUUUCAGCAAUUCUUGCGUUUUAUUUUUUAUUUUGACCAACCGGCAUUAUAAUCUUUAAAUAAGUUUGAUAUUAAGCCGGUUUUUUUACGUAGACGUUUUUUGUUUUAGUCGAUGACAUGUUUUGUGGUACUUUGAAGUAAACGUAAACCUGAAGUGUUUGAAUAGCUAAAAGGUGGUGGGCUGUAUAUUGAUACCGACAUAAAUGACGUCAUCAUGUCAAAUUUAAAUAUAUUAUAAUGAGCUAAGUGCUCUUUUUUUAGCUUAAUGACAAGAGUGACUCGUUUAUGUGUAGCUUCUUUUCCACCUUUUUGCUGAGCACAAUUGACUCCACUCGCUAAAUGCUACUUACUAUAUUUCUUAUUAAGUAUUCAAGUGAUUUCUUAUAAUGACUGUAUACAAACUUUUGUUUGUACUUGUAUAAGUGUUUAAAUUAUUUGACCUUUAAACGAAUGUGGCUGUUAGGGAUGUAUAUGCUUGUUUUUGUUUCUUACAUGUUCAACUUUAAAACAAAGAAAAUAAGUGGAGAAAAACACACAAUGCCAUCACCAAUAAAACGAACGCGUUUCCCUUAAAAUUCCUUCCGGUUUUUUGUGGGGGUUUUUCUGGAAGGAAAGAGAUGGUCUUAGGUAUACACAAGCGGUAUAUGAUUUACUGCUUUGGUGUCAAAUAUUUGGUAUACAAUCAUGUUGGUCAUUGUUUUUAAAAGAUAGGAAUUACCUAUAACAUAUUUUGGCUGGAAAAUUGAGAUUCGCUUUUCAAAAGGUAAAUGUAAUCAGCAGAUUCAAUUUUAUUGGUUAAAUUUUCAAUUGUAACUAAAUAUAUUUAUACUUUUAAGCCCUUCUGGUCCCUUUGAUAUUUUAUAAGUUUUAAAACAAUAUAUAUAUUAUUUGUAUAUUAAAAAUGCCUAUUAUCGGUCUAAUCUUGGGUGCGUUUUAGUACAUGACAAGGGUACUGGUAUUGUAUUAGUUUUUUUUUAAACACGUCCUAUCAAAUUAGUUAUGAUGCAGGCGAAUGAAUUUUUAAAGAUCUUGCUCUGGAAAUCUGCUUUUUAUUUUUGGCGUUAUUGUUUUACUAAGCGAAAUAAUACAAUGCACUAACUUAAUAACAUAAGUAAACUUUGCGGCAAUAAAGGGACAGCAAAAGAAAGCAAGCCACACAAUAACUUGAACUAUGAGCGGCAAAAGACAGAAAAUCAAGACACUAAUUAUCUGCAAUUCUUUAAGUAGGCGCUCUAAGGUCGAUCUCGGUUUUGUGAUGCAAUUGUUUCUCAACAGAGGGAUUGCACAUAUGACGUCAUUGCAUAUGACGUCAUUGUAGUUAGGGCCUAUAUUAUGUGGAAACGGCCCUGGAAGAAUAGUUGAUUGCAGCCCACACCUUGAUGUGUCUGGCGACUCGCAUAAAAAAUAUAAUCAAACAAAAUGAAACUUUACACGAUUUUUACUUGAGGUUGGUGACUUGUCUUAUUCUUCCCGUUUUCGUAUAGACUCUAUGAUAGAGGAACCCAUUACAAAGCAUGCACUUGACCUUUGAGUCCGUUUUAAUGCUACAUUUCUGUUUUUGGCAUAGAUUAAAAUCUGUAUCAUAUACAACUUAUUUUCUUACAUAAUAUUCUAUGAAAAAAAUAAUGUUAAAAAUAAAUGUGUUUUCAUUUUGCGCAAACUUCUAAAACGUAGAUUGCAUGUUUUUGCAGUUGGGCCUGGAUUAGCACGCCAUUAUCUUUGUAAAUUCUGUAAAAACUUGAAUAUAAAUAAUUGUUAUCUUCAUAUUUGUAUUCAUGUAAAAAUAGAAAGCGGCGAAGGGUUUCGGCGCCAGAACAAUCGUCCAUUUUCUAUAUAAGUUGUGUAUUCCAGUGAUUUUAUGUUUUGUGUGAUGAACAUUGGAGAAGUAAAAAACAAACAUUAUAAAGUAUCUGGUUUAUUAUGAACCUGGUCACAGGCUUAUGUUUUUUUUUAAAUAAAGAGUUAUGAUAUUUCCUAAA